Phodopus roborovskii (desert hamster) is the source of this 1387-nucleotide messenger RNA. RefSeq names its product carbohydrate sulfotransferase 13 (gene Chst13). Gene Ontology annotation, biological process: proteoglycan biosynthetic process; carbohydrate biosynthetic process. Gene Ontology annotation, cellular component: membrane. Gene Ontology annotation, molecular function: sulfotransferase activity. Lineage: Eukaryota; Metazoa; Chordata; Mammalia; Rodentia; Cricetidae. The record is from RefSeq and is a predicted model, not a curated record. Bases 37 to 918 code for a protein of 293 amino acids. The transcript has 2 exons.
GAAAAUAAAGCCCUGGGCUCUAGCUGGUUUGGAGGAAUGAGGAAGAGUCCCCUACAGCUGCUGCAUGACCUGGACCAGGGUGGGCACUCUGUGAUGGCCCAGGUACACCAGCAGCGGCGCGAGCUGCUACACCAGGCCUGCAGCCGCCACACACUACGACAGCGCCUGCUGCAGCCAGAGGACCUGCGGCACGUGCUGGUGGACGACGCACACAGACUGCUGUACUGCUACGUGCCCAAGGUGGCUUGCACCAACUGGAAGCGCACGCUGCUGGCACUGCGUGGCCGUGGGGACCCAGGCUCCAUCCCUGCACACGAGGCGCACGCGCCUGGCCUGCUGCCCUCUCUGGCUGACUUUGCACCGGCAGAGGUCAACCGGAGGCUGCGCGACUACCUAGCCUUUCUCUUUGUGCGCGAGCCCUUCGAGCGACUGGCCUCCGCCUACCGCAACAAGCUGGUGCAGCCACACAGUGCGGCCUUCCAGCGGCGCUAUGGCACGCGCAUCGUGCGCCGCCUACGACCACACGCGCAGCCGGACGCGCUGUCCCGUGGCCACGACGUGCGCUUUGCGGAGUUCCUGGCCUACCUGCUCGACCCGCGCACACGCCGCCACGAGCCCUUCAACGAACACUGGGAGCGCGCGCACGCGCUGUGCCACCCAUGCCUAGUGCGCUAUGACAUAGUAGGCAAGUUCGAGACGCUGGCUGAUGACGCAGCAUUUGUACUGGACCUGGUGGGUGAGCCUGGUCUAAGCUUCCCGGCUCCACCACGGAGGCCAGAGAAGGACCCCACUCGUGACCAGGCCCGGCGCCUCUUCCAGGACAUCAGCCCCUUCUACCAGCGCCGCCUCUUUGACCUCUAUAAGAUGGACUUUUUUCUCUUUAACUAUUCUGCCCCCUCCUACCUGAGGCUACAUUAGGGUCGGUGGAUGCUGAGGAGGCCUGUGACUGCUGUGACCAAGAGGCUGUCAGGAAGCCUGAAGUGAACCUGGUAGUGUGGUUUGGAGAACCAUUCUAAUACCUUACCCAGUGGGCCUGACCAAGAUCCUGGAAACAGGCCCCACUCAUACCAACUGGGUUGGGCACAGCUUGCCUCGGGUGACGGUUCUGGCCCUUUCUGCCUUUGGUUUGAUCAAUAUCUCUUCUGCUGCACGAGGCAGGCUUCUUUCCAGGAACCCAGGUUUUUGUUUGUUUGGUGGUAGUGGUGGUUGGUUGGUUGUAAGAGGCCAUUCUCGGUCAUGUCUAUGCAGAGCCUGUCCAUGGUGCUACAAGACAGAAUGCCAGGGUUUGGCUCAAUGUGGUCUGAUAUCCUGCCCUGUGCCUUCUUCUCUUCACUCAGGCUGGCAAGCCAGAGAAAAGGCAUGUCCUGCCCAGCUUGGGAGGAAUGGC